Tarenaya hassleriana is the source of this 3065-nucleotide messenger RNA. Its product is annotated as exocyst complex component EXO70A1. The record is from RefSeq and is a predicted model, not a curated record. Bases 940 to 2853 code for a protein of 637 amino acids. Lineage: Eukaryota; Viridiplantae; Streptophyta; Magnoliopsida; Brassicales; Cleomaceae. The transcript is spliced from 2 exons. Gene Ontology annotation, cellular component: exocyst. Gene Ontology annotation, molecular function: phosphatidylinositol-4,5-bisphosphate binding. Gene Ontology annotation, biological process: exocytosis.
UUUUUUAUUUUUUGUGAAUUUCCGGGCAUAUCAUCAUCUGCGAAGUUUCAGAUUGGACUUCCUCGUUCACCCUCUCAAUUCUCCGACUUUCUUAUAUAGAUUUUGCGUUCACCACUGACUUUUUCCCUUUCUUCUCCUCCUCCUCCUUCCUGUUCUUCUCGCCCUUGCGAUCUCUCUCAAAGUCUCUCUGUCUGAAUUUUUGGAAUUUCGUUUUCUCUGUAAUCUUUGAUCAUAUCAAGGAGAAAUCAGAAGAUUUCUGAUCUUUUUUUGGUGGGUUCUGGUCGUUCCUCGCAGACGACUUUGGAUUAAGGUUGUUUCUCGAAGAAAGGAGGAAGAAAUCUUACUGGGAUUCUGGGAAAGCUGUUGACUUUUUUUUGGUUGAUCGGUCAUAAUCCUGGCUUUUUUCUAUGAUCCGCAUGGUUCUUUGAGGGCGAAAACAUGCGUGGUUUGGACAGGGCUUCAUCGAUCAUUCACUUUACCGUUCAUGAAAAAGUAUGAUAAGCUCAUCUUGUAGUGGGUUUUACCAUGUUCAUGUGGGGAUUUCUGCUCCUGUCUGUUUAUUUCAUACCGGGCUCUGUUUAAAGACGGUACCUUGAAUUGUUCUAAGUCUACUUCUCAGGUCAGGUUUACUUCCAUUUCUAUACCACAAAUCCACGAUACAAACCCUUCACAUAUUUCCUUUCCCUGCUCCGUAUAAAGUUAUUUUUUUUCCUUGAAUUCAAUUCCUCUCUCUGAUCUCUCAUGGGUUUAUCAAACGAUCUCCUUUCUCUUGCUCCUCUUCCCAGGAUAUUUUCUUGAACAGUAUCGAUGUGGUGAAGAUAAAUACAGGUUCUUUCUUAGUUUCCGUAACGAAGGAGGCAGCUAGAUUUUGUUGUUAGGAUUGUGGGAGGUUCAGAUCUGUAAAUUCCCUCGUCCAGCUCUUUUUUCCUUUGAUUGAAUAUGGCAGAGUUUGAACCCGAGAUUCCCAUUUCAGAAGUUAAAAAGCAGGUGUUUGUGGCAUGUCACCACGUUGUUAAGGCACUGAGGGCAUCAGACAAUAAUCUUGAUGCCAACUUGAGUAAGCUUCUUACUGAUCUUGACUCCUACUUGUCGAACAUGGCAAUCGAGUCAAAAACUGAGGUCACAGGAUUUAUCGAGAUUGAGGACCAGUUCAAGGAAGCUGAGAAGAAAAUACAGAGUUGGGAAUCAAACCAAUCGAUGAUAUGGGAUGCUGGACCUAUCGAAGCAGAUCGAUUCCUUCAAGCUGUAUAUGAAAUUCAGACAAUUCUCACAGGUCUCAAAGGUAUACCUACCAAAGGUAAUGGGAAGGAGAAGGAUGUUUACAAUCGAGCUACAUUGGCUCUUGACAUUGCCAUGUCGAGGCUUGAAAAAGAGAUCUGUGAUGUUCUAUACAAGCACAAAAGGCAUGUACAACCUCGGUACAUGGCUAUUAGUUCCCGCAGGGUGGGAACUGUUAAUGGAGAUUCCUCUGACUCCCUUGAGGAUGAAGCUGAUAGUGAAGGUUUGGGUGAAAAUGAAAGGACGUGGGAACAGGAAAACACUGAUUUGGUUGAUCCCACCAUUGUUCCUCACAUUAAGGCUAUUGCUAAUGCCAUGUUUGCAUGUGACUAUGGCAGAGAAUUCUGUGGGGCUUUCAGCAAUGUUCGGAGAUGGGUUCUGGAAGAGUACUUGACCAUGCUGGAAAUGGAAAGAUUCAGCUGUGGGGAUGUCCUCGGAAUGAAAUGGGAAGAUUUGAACGAUGCAAUCGGGAAAUGGACAAGGGUCUUAAGGACUAUCAUCUGGGUCUAUCUCCCCGGUGAAAAGCAGCUAUGCGAACAGAUCUUGGGGGAAUUUGAAUCGGGGUUCUCCUCUUGCUUUAUCGAGAUCUCGAGAGAUACAAUCUUCUCACUCCUGAACUUCGGAGAAGCAGUGGCCAUGGAGUCUCACACGCCUGAAAAGCUGGACCGCUUGCUCAGCAUGUACGAGGUUUCAGCAGAUAUUCUCUUGGAUGUUGAUAAUCUGUUCCCUGAAGAAACGGGAUCAUCUCUCAGAAUAGCUUUCCAUCAGCUCUCAAAGAAUCUGGCUGAUUGUACAAGGGAGGCAUUCUUAAACUUCCGAGAAGCUGUCGCAUCUAAUGAAUCUUCACGUGCCUUUUCUAGAGGUGGAAUCCAUCCCCUCACCAAGUAUGUAAUGAACUACUUCAUGCUCCUCCCGGUUUAUACCGAUACUCUGAACUCACUGCUUAGGGACUUGGAAGUUGAUGAUUCGGUUGGCAUCUUUGAGCCUGAGAAAACCGGAAAAGACAUUCCUCCUUCAACGUUUUCUCCAAUGGCUAGGCAUCUCCGCUCGAUUGCUUCAGUGUUGGAGGCCAGCCUCGUCAGAAAAGCACAGCUAUACACGGAUGAGUCACUCAGUUACAUCUUCAUGAUUAACAAUCUUCAUUACAUGGUCCAGAAGGUUAAGGAAUCCGAACUGAGACAAAUCUUUGGAGACGAGUGGAUUAAGAGACGCAUUGCUCGGUACCAACACUAUGCCACAAACUAUGAGAGAGCCACUUGGAGUCCUAUACUGUCUUUGCUUCGAGACGAUAACUCUAAGACUGUCCUGAGGGAAAGAUGCAGGCUUUUCAGUGUCGGGUUCGAAGAGGUUUACAGAAACCAGACAUGUUGGUCUGUUCCAGAUCCUCAGCUUCGGGAAGAUCUACGAAUCUCGACUUCCGUUAAGGUAAUUCAGUCUUACUGGGGCUUCCUGGGGAGAAAUGCCGCUCGUAUAGGCGAGAGGCAUGUCAGAUACACAUCCGAAGACAUCCAGAAUAUGCUCUUGGACCUUUUCGAAGGAUCCCCGAGGUCAUUGCGUAACUCUCGUAGGAGAUGAGAUUAUGUCCGGAAAAUUCUUUCAAAGAUGAUAUGUCCGACCAUCAUCUGUCAGUUUUUUAACCUCUUUUUCUUGUCAUGUUUGUGAUUGCAAUACCUGUAAAUAAGGCUUUGUAGAUUUCUCUCAUUGCCUCCAGCUCGAACUUCAGCAGGCAAAAUAUGUCAAUGUACUCAUAUUUCUUCAUUAAUCAUUUUUGUAGCUUUGUUUGUGAA